AUGACUUUUUUUUAUAAAAGAUUUGUAGGUGAAGAUCAAGAAAUUUAUUUUGGACAACCAAUUGAUCCUUCAUCAUCAUCUGAAGGUAGUGGAGUAAUUGGUAAAGAUGAACAAGCAAGUAAUGAAUUAAAAGCUAAUGUAAUUGAUGGUGAUGUAUUUGACGAGACUGCUAAAAUUACUGAUAAAGUGAUGACUCUUCUUCGAGGUAAAGAGAAAAAAAGGAUUUCUUUCUCCAAAGAAAUCGAUCGUAUUUUAGAAAAUAAUUCAUCAAAUAAUUUACAGUAA
Molecule: messenger RNA, 285 nt
Organism: Entrophospora sp. SA101
Lineage: Eukaryota; Fungi; Glomeromycota; Glomeromycetes; Entrophosporales; Entrophosporaceae
Source: the annotation of a GenBank genome assembly